AUGAUGCCAGCCAGACUGCUUCUACUUCUCUGUCUGAUCGGACCUGUGUUUGCUAAAAAAAGCCCUGAUGUGGAUUGCUUGGUGGUGAAUCUGGAUUAUGUUUCCUGCACAUGGAAUAAGAUCGGGACUCCUGAGGUCAACUACACCUUCUACAGCAAGUUGGGCAAUGACCAAUGGAAAAUAUGCAACCACUAUUUGACAGAGAACAACAUGAACAUUGGAUGUAACCAGGAGAUAGAUUCGGGAGAUAGAUUCAAAACAUUUCGAACUCAACUGAUAUAUGGCGAUGAUAAUUUUGAGAAGGGUCACGAGCUUAAAAAACAAGUCAAGUUAAACCCACCAACCAACCUGACUGUCCUCAAUGGAUCAGACUUUAACCUGUGGUUUUACUGGAACCACACUUCUGCUCGUCUACAUUGUGUGGAGAGUGAGGUCCGCUUCAGGACAAACAACAACAACUGGGAGUUCUCUAAAGUUAGCGCCGGGAUACAGCCAUACUGCAUCAACUUGCCCUCAAGCAGUUCCCGAUAUGAGCUGCAAGUGCGGAGCAGAAUAGAUGAUGCCUGUGGAGAGUCCAUAUUCUGGAGUGACUGGAGUGAGCCUGUGGUCUGGGGAUCCAACAACAGCACAGGUUAA
Messenger RNA from Pelmatolapia mariae (spotted tilapia), 636 nucleotides. RefSeq names its product cytokine receptor common subunit gamma-like. The record is from RefSeq and is a predicted model, not a curated record. The coding region runs from base 1 to 636 and encodes 211 amino acids. Gene Ontology annotation, biological process: cytokine-mediated signaling pathway. NCBI's taxonomy places the organism in Eukaryota, Metazoa, Chordata, Actinopteri, Cichliformes, Cichlidae. The transcript is spliced from 5 exons. Gene Ontology annotation, cellular component: external side of plasma membrane. Gene Ontology annotation, molecular function: cytokine receptor activity; protein binding.